This is a messenger RNA of Prorocentrum cordatum, 321 nucleotides long. NCBI's taxonomy places the organism in Eukaryota, Dinophyceae, Prorocentrales, Prorocentraceae. The record is from the annotation of a GenBank genome assembly.
AUGAAUCUGCAUCAGGAAGAGCUGGUUCGGGAAGGUCGGCGUCGGCCGAACAGCGAAGGUACGGAGCACCAGGUAGAGCCCGUUCUGCCAUUCAUGUCAAUCGCCUUCGGGAUAGUCGUCGCAAGCAUCAACACGCAGAACGCGGGCUGGGCGGGCAGCGGCAGCGGCUCCAUGAUCAGCUUCAAGUGGAUCUUGUUCGGGAAGGGCGGCGCCAACCACUUCUUCAACCAGAGUACCGCCGUGCAGAGAUUCACAACCCACGUCCGAGUCGGAAUGGGUAUCAAGAUAUUGCCAAAGCUGGAGGUUGAACAUGUCGCAUAG